Molecule: messenger RNA, 1176 nt
Organism: Closterium sp. Naga37s-1
Lineage: Eukaryota; Viridiplantae; Streptophyta; Zygnematophyceae; Desmidiales; Closteriaceae
Source: the annotation of a GenBank genome assembly
AUGGGGGUGGACUAUUCGUUCCCUUCGCCGAAACUUCCGCCGCGAAAGACGCGGCAGCAGUCGAAUCCCGGCCACAUUUCCCCCUGCUCGCCUUCGUCGCCCGACGCGCGGCUCCUUCUCAAAGACCAGCACCGCGACGAGAGCCGCGAAGAGCGCCGAGAUGAACGGCGCCGCCUGCGCAAGGUUUCGCAGUCGGAGCGCCCCGAAAGGCCGAGUCGCCACUACAACAGUUCCUCGUCGCAGCUCGAGCCUCGUCAGCAGCAGAGGAGCAUUUUAAAGACGUCGCCCCCGCGAGAGUCGGCAUGGGAGGUAUGCGACGCGCUCAGUCACACGAGCGUCGCCGCUGCAAUGGCCGAGUCGCCGUCAUCCCCGCUAACAGCCGCCUCGCGACUCUGUAAAAGCAAGCGCAGCUCAAGCAAGUGUAACGUCGCUGCGGAAGCGGUGGUCGCAGGCCUUGAAGUCACCGCAGCGGCUGCAGCGGCGGCAGAUGCGGCGAGGGACGGGCAAUGGCUCGCAAGCGGGUUCGAGGAGCUUCAGAAUAAGCUCGAAGCGUUCUCAGUUACCACGCAGCAGCUGGCGGUCUCGCUGGAAGAAGCUCGGAAGGAGGCCCGCGAAUCGCGGGAAGCCAUGGAUGCGGCUCGGGCGGAGCGCGAUUUGCUGGUGGUUGAGAUGGAGGCCACGCUGGCAGCUUGGUCCACGUCGGACGCGGAAAAGGCGGAGGAGCUGGCGCGGGUGGAGGCAGAGAAGAUAAGGGCGGAGCGGGAAAAUGGGGAAUUAAAGCGUGAGUUAUUGGAGACUAAGAGGCAGUAUGCGGAGAUUAAGAGGCAGCUGGAAAUGAUGAGAGCAGAGAGGGACGCGGCUGUGACUCAUGCUCGGGUUACUGUGGCUAGAGCAGCAGCCGCUGGUGCUGGUGGCUCUGGUGCUGGUGGUUCAAGUGAGUCCUUGCCUCGUGAUAGCUCCUCCCACCUUCGGCCUCGGCACCCGUGCUUCACUCCCCUCCGCGCGGAUCAAACGGAAGAUGACUGCAGCAAUGGCAACAGCAGCUCUAGUUUUGCUGGAAGCAGUGCCGGCAGCAGUACCAGCACUCGCAGCCCUACUUCCGGGAAGUCCAGGGGCGUAUGGGAAUGUGGAGGAUGGGAGGAUAGUUGUCCCCCAGAAGCACGUUCAGUGGUCUGA